CCGCAAAGAUGUCUCGUCUUCACCCGUUGCUCGUCUUUUGCGGGAUCGUCGCACUGUCCCAAGCUUGUAGACAACCGGAAGCUACUGACUGUCCUCCAGGAUGGACUCAGUUGGACCAAAAUUGUUACCUCUACCAAUGCGAGCCCAGGUCCUUCUUAGAUGCCGAGAGCGUCUGCAACAUCCUCGGCGGGAAUUUGGUCUCCAUCGGCAGCGCCAAGGAAAACGCCGUCGUUAUUGAGCUGAUUCGAGAGGGGGCUGGUACUAUGGUCGACACCUGGAUUGGACUCCAUGAUGCCAUUCUGGAAGAUGACUUUGUAUGGACUGAUGGCAAAAUAGUUGAUUUCAGAAAUUUUGGCCCUAACCAACCCGACAACAAUGCAGGAAAUGAAGACUGUGUAGAGAUUGAGGCAACUGCGGACACGUUGUGGAAUGAUGACACCUGCACGGAAGAAAACACGUUUGUCUGCAUCAAGCCUGUGCUGAAAAAUUGCUGCCAUUAACCAGCCAUCUUCUUUAAUCAUAUACUUUCUGAAUCAAGCUAACUACGACAUCAUAUCUGUGGUAUCCUUCAUGUUCACUUUUUAACGAUUGCCAUCACGUAAUCUUAUUUGAACGGCUAACUUCGCUUUUCAAUGAAUAAAAAGAAAUAAAUUGCUGUGCUUAAAAA
Messenger RNA from Syngnathus acus (greater pipefish), 667 nucleotides. RefSeq names its product alpha-N-acetylgalactosamine-specific lectin-like. NCBI's taxonomy places the organism in Eukaryota, Metazoa, Chordata, Actinopteri, Syngnathiformes, Syngnathidae. The record is from RefSeq and is a predicted model, not a curated record. Gene Ontology annotation, molecular function: signaling receptor activity. Bases 9 to 500 code for a protein of 163 amino acids. The transcript has 7 exons.